AUGGAGCCUAAUCAUCCGUUAAUCGCUGCUUGGACAUCCACCCCGAUCCCGGACCUCUCUCUCUCUGCCGGCGGCUUACUUGCGCUCGCGGACUUAAACACUAUCGCCCAGCGCACGGCGAUUGCUGGCGGAUCAUCGUGGCUAGACGCCUUUGUGCUCGCGCCUGGUCUGCAUUACCAACAGGCGGCGGACUUGCUGACACCUGAAUAUGGAUCCGGGAGACUGGUGCUUUCGACGCUGGACGGCGGGGCGAGGCAGUUCGUCGUGAGCAAUGUCGCCAUGGUGAAGUACCUGCGGAGAUUAUGGGAGAGGGAAGGCAAGUACGGAGUUGUGACGCUGUAUGUCAGGGCGGAGAAUGGCGUGGGAGGGAUAUCGUUUUCGUCGUCGUUGUCGUUAUUGCUGGGGAGGGACGAUUCGCGGAGGAGGAGUCAGAGGCGGUGGCAGAGAGAUUUGAGGAGGCAGCUUGAGAAGGAGCACAAGAGUCAUGUUAGGGAGGUUCUGGAGAUGGAUUGGGUGAGCCACGCGCUGUAUUUGCUGAGUCCGUUACUCACGGUGACGGCGAUUGUGUUUAUGGUGUUGUUGCAGGAUUGGUGGGGGUUGGGGUUCUUGAUUGCGCUCAUGGUGUCAAGGUUGGCGAACAUUUGGGCGAUUAAGGAGCGUGCGAGGCCGGGGGGUUCGCCGCCGCCGCCGUUGCCUCCCUUGGAUGAUGACGAGAAGCCCAAAUCACCACCACCUCCUCCGCCGGGUUAUCCUCCUCCUGCUGCUGCGCAGGGGAUAUUGCCGACGGCUGUGGGGGAGUCGAAGCAGAGCCUGGCGCUGCCGCUCACGUUCAAGCGACAAGAUUCGAGCAUGACGCAAUACACCAUCGACUGGGGCGACAACCGGCGCGUGAUCCUCAAAGGCGAGGACGCAGACCUACGAGCCGUCACGACCGAAGCCUGGCUGCGCGCGAAGACCACUCUAGAAGGCUAUCUCGAGGCAAUGUCCAAGCUCAUCGUCUACAUGGUGGCUUCUCUAAGCGGCAAUCUCUCUCAGGCGGGCGCCGUGGUCCUCAUGUCGCUACUGCUCGUCAGCGCGGGCCUCCUCGGACUGAGCAACGCCCACGCGACGAGCAUGCAGAUGCACGGUCGGCGGGUUGGGCGGUUGAAGGUGGAAAAGGUCAAGAUUGCGCCGCUGGACCCGGGCAUGGCGGUGUCUGGGCAGGUGGACACGACGGCGGACGGGAUGCCUGUUCACAUUGUGCCGGUGGUUAGUAACUGA
Messenger RNA from Trichoderma harzianum CBS 226.95, 1260 nucleotides. RefSeq lists its product as hypothetical. The transcript has a single exon. Lineage: Eukaryota; Fungi; Ascomycota; Sordariomycetes; Hypocreales; Hypocreaceae. Bases 1 to 1260 code for a protein of 419 amino acids. The record is from RefSeq and is a predicted model, not a curated record.